This is a messenger RNA of Candidula unifasciata, 1122 nucleotides long. Lineage: Eukaryota; Metazoa; Mollusca; Gastropoda; Stylommatophora; Geomitridae. The record is from the annotation of a GenBank genome assembly.
AUGAUGCAUGGGAAAGGUUGUAUGUUGUACAUGGUUGGAUUUCUGUUUCUUACCCCGGCAGCCUCAAGAACUGAAACUCGUAAAAGCAUUUCAGAUGCACUAGAAAAAAGCGUCAUUACUGCCCGAGCCACAGAUAACGCAGGCGCAAAUUACAUCAGCACGCAGUACGAACUCCCAGACUCCAGAGACGAGAACGACUGGGCAGUAGCCAAACACCAGAUGCUGACCUCAGUCAUUAGUCGUCUGUCUAAUGUCACUUCCGUUGAAGAUAUUCUAAAUUUGGGGUUAAAGAGCAGUGGCGGGCGACCUUUGACUGCAGAAGAUCUGUCGGCGUUUUACGACAAUAAAACAGACAAACUGCUGAUUAACGGAAAUGGAGAGCUGGCUAAGGCUGCUGUCUGUGCUCCCAGAGAAGUCUUGAUUAAUGUCGAAGUUCCAGUGUUGCCUGCAGACACCUUCAUCUUUCCCUUGUGCAUUAAAGUGUUUCAAUGUGGCGGUUGUUGCAAUGUAGACAAUGUCAACUGCAUACCUGUAGCAACCAAGAGGGUGGUGUACAAUCUAUUGAAAUUCACUGUUGCAAGGGGUGACCGAACUACACGUGUGGACGGUGUGUACCCAGUGGAAGUGACAGAACACACAGCAUGCAGCUGUCGCUGUUCGUUGUCCCAGGAAUCAUGCGGGCCCCUGAAAACUGUUGAUGACAGAAUAUGUAGUUGCUAUUGCAAGUCCCCUCUACGAUGCCACCCGCCACAUUAUUUCAACCCUGAAACCUGCAAAUGCGAGUGUGCCCAGACGUCAUCCUGCUGUCCCGGUGCCCGCUACUGUGGGAUCAUAUUCAAUGAAACUACGUGCGACUGCCAACAGGUCUCUGACAAGAUGUACAUAGCCAGUGGAUCAAACCAGAAUCAAGGUCAAAGAAACAACAACAUUACUCGUGUGUCUGAAGGAAACCAAGCUGCAGGUUCUCAAACGACACCAAGAAUAUUUCAAGACACAAGAUUAAGGCCGUCUGAUUCAUGUCUCGGCGUCAUAUGUCCCAUCAUGCUUGUGACGAGACUCAACUCGGAAGGACGCUGUGUGUGUACUACAAGAAAGGGCUCUUUAUACAGAGGUCUUAAAUAG